Hydra vulgaris (swiftwater hydra) is the source of this 901-nucleotide messenger RNA. Its product is annotated as small ribosomal subunit protein eS6. The record is from RefSeq and is a predicted model, not a curated record. Gene Ontology annotation, molecular function: structural constituent of ribosome. Lineage: Eukaryota; Metazoa; Cnidaria; Hydrozoa; Anthoathecata; Hydridae. Gene Ontology annotation, cellular component: ribosome. Gene Ontology annotation, biological process: translation.
UGCAAAAUAAAAACAUUCGGUAAGUUAUACUCACGUUACGCCAUUUUCUUUUCGAUCUAAAUAAUGGCCUUUUAAAGUGGUGAAUUCUUCUACAGUAAAACUUAUUGCUGAAAAUGAAGUUGAACGUGUCAUACCCUGCUACCGGAGCACAAAAACUUAUUGAGAUAGAAGAUGAAAUUAAACUUCGAUCUUUCAAUGAUAAACGCAUGGCACAAGAAUGUAGUGCUGAGUGCCUCGGUGAAGAAUGGAAGAACUACAUUGUUCGUAUAUCUGGUGGUAAUGACAAGCAAGGUUUUCCAAUGAAGCAAGGUGUGAUGACAAAUGGUCGUGUUAGACUUCUUCUAAGUAAAGGUCACUCUUGCUACCGUUCACGUCGAACAGGUGAACGCAAAAGAAAAUCAGUACGUGGUUGCAUUGUUGACAGUAAUUUAAGUGUGCUGAAUCUAGUUAUUGUAAAGAAAGGAGAUAAUGAUAUUCCUGGGCUUACUGAUCGUGUGGUCCCUAAAAGAUUAGGCCCAAAGAGAGCUAAUAAAAUAAGAAAAUUGUUUAACUUAGCUAAAGAAGAUGAUGUUCGAAAAUAUGUUGUUGAACGUGAGAUUAAACCUAAAGAGGGUAAACCUGCUCCCAAGGUUAAAAAAUUUAAAAGAGCAAAGAUCCAGCGUCUAGUAACACCCCAGCGACUUCAAAGAAAAAGACAUGUAAUGGCACUUAAACGUUCUCGUGCAGCUCAUGCCAAGCAGGAGGCAGCUACAUAUGCAACUCUUCUUGCCAAACGUCAUAAAGAAGCAAAAGAAAAAAGACAUUCAGAGCACAUGAAGAGAAGACGGUUAUCCAGUUUAAGAGAAAGCAAGUCACACUAAACUGUAGUAAUUUUGUGAAUACAUUUCAAUGUUUAUUUCAA